This is a messenger RNA of Quercus lobata, 1719 nucleotides long. RefSeq names its product GDSL esterase/lipase. The coding region runs from base 230 to 1507 and encodes 425 amino acids. The record is from RefSeq and is a predicted model, not a curated record. The transcript is spliced from 4 exons. Lineage: Eukaryota; Viridiplantae; Streptophyta; Magnoliopsida; Fagales; Fagaceae.
UAAACCAGAUACACUGCUAAAGCAAGUUUUACAGUACUGUAAUGUAUCAAUCUUGCCGCUUUCGAUUUUCAAAUCUAUAAGCUUUUGAAGAUCUCUAAUCUCUUCUAUUCUAGGGUUUCUCUUUCUCUUUCUCUUUCUCUGUACUCUCUCCGUUUCUUGCUUUUGUGGACGCCGCCUUGAAUUCAAAAACCCCUAAUCUGCUGUUUCAACGUUCUGCAGGUUCCUGAAAAUGGAGCCCGUAGCUUUGGCUGUGGACAAACUGAAAUCUUUUGCAAAAUCGAGCCAAGACUUCGUCCACACCCUCACUCAUCGCCCCGAGAAUUCAUCUAGCCGCAAUCCGAUUGAAAUUCUGAAGCGGUUGCAACGUGAAGCAUUUGCCGAUUUGAUGAAACUCAGAAACAGACAAGACAAGGUUGAGAGAAUACUUUCUAUCUGUAAGACAUCCAAGGGAAAUCCAUUCCAAGAAUCCAGUACCCUUGUAAGAGGAGAGGUUGAUUUCUUAGGGGCUUUGUUGAUCAUGGAUAAAGUUGAUGAGCAGAACUGCGAUGCACUUUCUAGAGCGGGAAUCAGGACUGGAAUUGAUUCAAGGUUCACAUUUGAAACAACUAUUGGGCCAAAAGAUACUCUUGCUGCAGAGUUUGUGGCCAGUCAAAAAGGCAAGGGAUAUCUUGGAGAGGUUUUAGGACAGUCUCUUUCUCUUGAAAAAGUGUUAUACAAGACAAAUUCUAGUGACUGGAUAUCAGCUGUUGCAAUCCCAGUAGGAGCGCAAUGCAGAGAUGUAGCAAUCACUCCAAUUUCUUCCCAUCGGGGAAAGGGCCUUACGGAUUUAUCAUCACUUGGACCUCCCCUUUUGAAUCAGCAUAGUGGCAGUGGCAUUGGCAUAAAAGUGAGAAAAUCAAAUAUUGUUGCUUCAUUGGCACAAUUUGUUUCUGGAUUGGGAAUGCAAGCAGGUUCUGAUAGUAUGGGGCAUUGCUUCAGCACUUUUGGACAAGUUGUCUGUGAACUUCCACGGGGAAUAAAACUCUCGCUUUUGGGUCUUCAUCAAGUGCCUAGAUCAUUAAGCCAACACGUUAGUCUUGGACCCCUUACCAUUCCUGUAGGCCUUUUAGAACAUCAUAGAGCUCCCGAGAUGGUGGUUGAAACAUCUGCCCCAGCCAUGAUAGAAAGCACACAGGAACAUGUUUCAACUGGGUGUGUUGCUUUAACGUUGGAGUCAGAAAUUGAUGGGUUUACGAGAAUUGAAGGUUGGAUUGAGAUGCAAAAAUCAAACCCUGAAUGUUUACAAUGGGCUGUCAAUAUGUCUGAUGAUUCUGAAGAUUCUUUUGGAUGGGGAAUGAGCUUAAGUGGAAUGGUUGGAGGUCCGACAAGCGGAGACCAUUUUCAGGCUGAAUCCUAUUUAAAAGUUAACUUAGGUAAGAGAUUCAGCUUGAAACCAGGCCUUGCAUAUAUUGCAGAUGGGAAUUCCAAAAUAACUGCCUUUAUGCUUCGGUCUAAUUGGUCCCUCUGAUGACCAUUUUCAGCCUAGUUAUCAUUUUCUCAAUUUUGGGUUAGAUUUUCCGUUCAAAUUCUAUAAGCAAGGUCAUUAUUUUCUCAGCAGGUAUCUAUUCUGAUACAGUUCUAGUUAAUCAUGGGAAAUGGUUUGAGGAGACCAUGUUGCAAGUUCCCCUGGGGUCCAUCCUUCAAAUAAUUAAAUAUUAGCAGUAAUUUUUUUGGGCUUAA